Drosophila willistoni is the source of this 811-nucleotide messenger RNA. RefSeq lists its product as uncharacterized. The record is from RefSeq and is a predicted model, not a curated record. The coding region runs from base 85 to 798 and encodes 237 amino acids. Lineage: Eukaryota; Metazoa; Arthropoda; Insecta; Diptera; Drosophilidae. Gene Ontology annotation, molecular function: protein binding. The transcript is spliced from 2 exons.
UCGUCGUCCUCGUCGCCGUUCUCGAUUCCAUCGGCUGUAUCAUCAGCAAGGAUACCAUCAUUAUUGCGUCGCAAUGACAGUGCCAUGGAGAGUUUGAGCAUUAGUGAGCCAGGAGUAGAUGAGGAAGAUGAUCAGCAGUUUAGUUUUCGUUAUCCCAGCUAUAUGUUUCCCGAUGCUGAAUACGACAAAGAGGAUGUGCCCUUGCAGUUUAAGGCUACGCCCGAUUCGUUGUUCAAUCUUUGUGCUGCGGUAGUUGAUGCCCAGGGCAGAACUGAGGUAUUCAAAUGGAGCAUAGAAGAUGUCGCUGAUUGGUUACGAAAUUUCGGUUAUCCAGAAUAUGAGCAAACAUUUAAGGAGAAUUACAUAGAUGGACAUAAGUUGCUUAAUUUGGAUGCCAUUGCUUUGGUGGCUUUAAAUAUAAAAGAUUUUGAGCACAUACGACAUCUGGGACGAGGGAUUCGUGCUCUCUAUCGCAAGGAAUUGCAAACGGCCACGGAAACCAAACAUCACAGUGAAGUCUAUAAAACAUUUAGAUCACGCACUGGUCGGAAAUAUGAAGGACUACGGGAAUCUGAACUAUUGGGACGCAUGCAUAUGAUACGUUCUGUAUUUCGUGAUCUCAGCGAAUGGGAUCUAAUGGAAUUGCAUAUGGCCAGAACACCAGUUAGACGCUAUCGUGAAGUGUUGGCUGGUACCAGGCGUUAUAAUCUUUAUGGACCAUCAACGGCGCGCAGGGAACCCGUUGUGGUCGAUGAUGUCGACAAUACUCCUUGGUUCACCUACGGCGAUUGCUAUUGAGAUCUUUUCGAAA